AUGAGGGACUUGUACCGGCACCCAUACUGGGAUGGAGACCCCAUCGAUGACAUCGCGGACGGCGCUGUGAAACCCCCACCGAACAAGUACCCCAUCUUCUUCUUCGGCACCCACGAGACCGCCUUCUUGGGCCCUAAAGAUCUCUUCCUUUAUGAAAAAUAUAAAGACAAAUAUGGGAAACCAAACAAGAGAAAAGGCUUCAACGAGGGAUUGUGGGAAAUCCAGAACAACCCUCACGCCAGUUACAGUGCCCCUCCGCCUGCGAGCUCCUCGGACAGCGACGUUCCCGAGAACGACCCGAUGGGGGGAAGCGAUGCGGGUGACGAUGAGGAAGACGCUGCCAUGGCUGCAGUCGCCACGGAGAAAAUGGAAAGCGAUGAGGACUCGGAUCGAGGCAGCGACCACAGCGAGCUCAAGCGAAAAUCGCUGGCUAUGAAAAUGCCAGUGGCAAAACGGCCUCGGAAAUCCUCCAGUGACCUGGAUCAGGGCAGCCCCUCCCUGACAGAAGAGGAGAACUCGGAAACAUCUUCCGAGUCGGAAAAAAACAGUGACCAGGACUUCACUCCCGAGAAGAAGCCAGUGGCCAGGGCUCCCCGGAGGAUGCCGGCAGGGGGGAGGAAGAAGAAGAAAGUGGAGUCCGGCUCCGACUCAGACUCCAAAGUGGACUCGGAUUCGGAAAUGGGAAACGCGACUGUGGACAUGACCAAGUCGGACUCCAACUCCGAUUCAGACUCGGACGUGUCUGUGAAGAAGGCUCCGCGGGGAAGGAAGCCAGCUGAGAAACCCCCUCCCAAGCCCCGUGGCAGGAAACCGAAGCCCGAGCGCGUCCCGACCAGCUCCAGCAGCGACAGUGACAGCGAUAGCGACGUGGACCGCAUCAGCGAGUGGAAGAGGCGAGAUGAAGAACGACGGCGGGAGCUGGAGGAGAAGAGGAAGAGGGAGCAGGAGGAAGAGAUCCGUCGACUCCGGGAGCAGGAGAAGGAGGAGAAAGAGAAGAGGAAGGAGAAAGCGGAGAAGGGCGAGGAGAUGCACUCGGACUCAGACAGCAGUGCAGAGGAUGAAGUGGCCAAAAAGGGCCGGAAAGGUCGGGCCAAGGCCCCGUCCUCCUCAGACUCUGAACUGGAGCUGGAGAAGGAGGUAAAGAAGCCGGUGAAGAAGCAGCCCUCAGAGUUGUCAAGGAAACCGAAUCAGAAGGAGAAGAGGGGCCGAGCAGAGGAGAAACCACGGAACAAACCUUUGAAAGUAGAACGAGGCCGGAAGAAAUCUGACCUGAUCCCUGAAAGGAGGAUGGAGAAGAAAAAGGAGCCCACAGUCGAAGAGAAGCUUCAGAAACUUCACAGUGAGGUCAAGUUUGCCCUGAAGGUGGAUAACCCGGACAUCAAGCGGUGUCUGAAUGCGCUAGAGGAGCUGGGCACGCUCCAGGUCACCUCUCACAUCCUCCAGAAGCACACCGACGUGGUGGCUACGCUGAAGAAGAUCCGUCGUUAUAAAGCGAACAAGGACGUGAUGGAGAAAGCUGCCGAAGUCUACACCCGGUUGAAGUCGCGCGUCCUGGGACCAAAGAUGGAGGCCAUCCAGAAAGCCAACAAAGCCGGGCCUGAGAAGGACAAGGGGGAGGCGGAGAAGAGCCAGGAGAAGCUGUCAGGAGGGGAGACACGGAAUGAGAAGGGAGAAGAGGAGACUAAUGCUGACUUGUCGGGUCCUGUGAAUGGUGAAUCCCUGUCCCAAAAAGCGGAGGGCGCAGAUGAGAAGGACAAAAGCCAAGGGCCGGGAGCGGGAGAGCCGGAGGCGUCCGCCGAGGAGACCCACAACAACAGCGUGCAGGACUAUCCCAAGGCCGAGCGAGCCGGCCCGGAGCGGGAGAGGGCUCGUGGGGAGUCAGAGGCCGCUUCUGGUCCAUGCCCUGCUUGA
Molecule: messenger RNA, 1911 nt
Organism: Pygoscelis adeliae (Adelie penguin)
Lineage: Eukaryota; Metazoa; Chordata; Aves; Sphenisciformes; Spheniscidae
Gene: HDGFL2
Product: hepatoma-derived growth factor-related protein 2
Exons: 17
Coding region: 1-1911 (636 amino acids)
Biological process (GO): regulation of transcription by RNA polymerase II
Cellular component (GO): nucleus
Molecular function (GO): double-stranded DNA binding; transcription coregulator activity
Source: RefSeq, a predicted model, not a curated record